AUGUCUCUUUUACAAAAAAAUUUACUCAAAGGAAAAAUUGGACAUACACCAAAUGCAUUAAUAAUUUCAGAUAACCAAAAUAAUGAAAAUAAUGAAAAUAAUGAAAUAUUGGAAGAAAUAUUGGAAGAAAUAUUAGAUGAAGAGGAGGAAGAAGGGAAAAGUGGAAUUUCGACUAUGUCUACUACUACAUUAAAUCAUAAUGUUCCGUUAUUUAUAAUGCAUCAUGGAGCAGGAAGUUCUGGUUUAUCAUUUGCAUUAUGUUCUUCACAUAUUAAACGAUUAAUGGAUAAUAAGUGUACAAUCUUUUCUUAUGAUUGUAGAGAUGAUAAUGAUUUAUCUUUAGAAAGAUUAAGUCAAGAUUUAGUUGAUGUCUUGAAAGCAGCAUUUGAUGAUGAAGUUGUAAAAAAACGAUGCGUUGUUUCACAUGUUGCAUCAAAAAGAUUAGUUCCUUCGAUGACUUGUUUAGCUGUUAUAGAUGUUGUUGAGGGAUCAGCAUUAGAAGCACUUAAAGGCAUGUUACCUUUCUUGAGAAAUAGAUCUACUGAAUUUAAAUCUAUUGAAGAUGCUAUUGAAUGGAGUAUAAAUUCAGGAACAGUUCAUAAUCCUGAAUCAGCCAGAAUAUCAACUUUUCCUCUUCUAAUAGAAAAAAUAGAAAAUAAGGAAUCAACUCAUGAUGAAGGUGUAAAUAAAUAUGUUUGGAGAACUGAUCUAGUUACAACUCAAAAAUAUUGGGAAGAAUGGUUUACCGGUUUAUCAGAAAAAUUCUUAUCUGCUCGUGCUGCCAAGCUUCUUAUUUUAGCCGGAACUGAUCGAUUAGAUAAACCAUUAACAAUUGCUCAAAUGCAAGAAUCAGGACAUAUGAUACAAGAAGAUGCCCCAGAAAAAACAGCUUCUACAUUAACUGAUUUUUGGAAAAGAAAUGAAAAAUUAAUUUUACCCGUGAAGAAAUUAUAA
Messenger RNA from Diversispora eburnea, 954 nucleotides. Lineage: Eukaryota; Fungi; Glomeromycota; Glomeromycetes; Diversisporales; Diversisporaceae. The record is from the annotation of a GenBank genome assembly.